AUGGAUUCUAGUGGCGCUUUGCGGCCCCUGGAUGAAGCUUUACUUCGCGAACUUCCCCAGCUUUCCCUGCGCAUCGCGCCGCUACGGGAACCUGUCGCAUCUCGUACGCUUAGCAUUCCAUCUCCCCUGGAGCCAAAUGCAAGCCGAAGCAGGGAGUCCAAUAUAAUCCCCAAAUCCACAUCGACUGGUGGAAACGCCCCCACAAACUCCAAAGCGAGUCUACCAACUGUGACCGAGUUUCUCAAUGCUGCAAGGACUGAAAAGGCCGAGCCUGUCACAGACUCAUCAAAUGUGGAGCCACUACCCAAACCCAUUCUACCGGCCUUUGUAAACCUGCGUGCGCUGGAACGCUUCCCGUUCUCUUCCUCUUUCGACGACGACGCCCUUCAUGGCACACGCAAGCGCCGCCGCUUAGACCUGACAGAGUCGUUUAGUGAGCACUUGCAGCUCCCCAUUCCACAGGCGCAAAAAGAACAACGUCCUCCUCCUUUUGGCCCUUUUGCUAUUCUGAACGGAUUGAAUGAACCUCCACCCAAUGCUGCCCUCCUUCCUCCCAUUGAGGCAGGCUCGAUCCCUCAGCUUUUGACAAAGCCAUCUCGUGAAGAUACCACCGUCGAUCCUGCUAUAGUCUCCACCGGAGCUCUUUCUGAGGGUCACCCUGUAGAGCGGAGAGAAGCGAGGAUCGAGGAGCUUCUCGAUGCGACCCUCGAUGACCACAACGAUGAUGUACAUGAUCCCGAAGACGAAAAAAUUACCCAAACCGAAAAUCGAAUUAAGUCUGUGAUCCCUGAUGAAAAAGCGUGCACCUCGAAUGACAUAACUUCUACUCCCCCUGCUCCGGGUGGACCUUUAUCCAAAACCCAAGGACGACCUCGUAAAAAUUUGAGGAAGUGGACAGAGGAGGAAACAAAUGAUCUCUACCGAGGCGUGGUGAAGUGCGGAAUUGGUAACUGGACAGCGAUAUUGGCGCAACCAGAACUCAAGUUCAAGAAUCGAACGGCUUCCAACCUGAAGGACCGCUUCCGGGUCUGUUGUCCUUGGGCAUAUCGGGCCUCUGAUCCAAAUGAAGCAACAAAGAAAUUGCGUGAUAAUUUGGCCAAUGCUCUUCUCAAAUCCCAAGCCGACGCAUCCGAUGGAACCUCCAGCAAGGUCCGUCCUCCGCUCCAGUCUCCAACGAAUGUGGGGUCCGAGCUGAGUUCUACGUCUGGUAGUCCAGUCAUGAGCUCUCAGAAUCCACCAAAGAGCGUGCCACCUGUAAAUUCGGAAAAGGACUUGCGGAGUGGUAGCCCGAUCCUUCGGCAGUCGCCCCCAGCCAAGGAUGCAAAAUCCUCUAGCGAAUAUCCGACAAAUCUUGAAUCCCUUGGCAUUCCAGAGCCUUAUGUCUCAGUGAAGUCUAAACGUCGUUCGCGCCGGCCAUUCACCACAGCUGAAGAUGAGGCUUUGCUCAAAGGCUACGCCGUCCACGGCUUUCAAUGGACUCUCAUUCAACAGGACAAACGACUCAACCUGGGCCACCGAAAAGCGACAGAUCUCCGCGACCGCUUCCGCACGAAAUUCCCGCACGUCUACCGCGACGGAGGCUCUGUCAACGGUAAAGCUUCGAAGCCGCCAAAGCUGGAAACCGCCAAAAGCGAUCCUGGGCCAGUAUCUCGAGAUCGCCAGCCUAGCGAAUCCACUCCCACGAAAGCUCCAGUGGCUCACCGGCGUUCAGAUUCGCAUGUUCACACUCGUCAGUUAUCCAACGCGUCACACUCUAACACGGGUGCUGGUCCGUUUGAUCCGUCUUUUUUACCGCCUCCGCAGGGUUUCCUUGAGCCGUCGGCUAAUGCACUUUCGUUUUCGUUGGAUGAGAACCCGGCAGCUGCAUCUUCGCCUUGGGAAGAUAAUACGCUUGCUCCUAUGAUUUGGGACGACCUCAGCUAA
This is a messenger RNA of Penicillium odoratum, 1923 nucleotides long. RefSeq names its product telomere repeat binding factor family protein. The transcript has 3 exons. Lineage: Eukaryota; Fungi; Ascomycota; Eurotiomycetes; Eurotiales; Aspergillaceae. The record is from RefSeq and is a predicted model, not a curated record. Bases 1 to 1923 code for a protein of 640 amino acids.